AAGUGGCAACAUCGGUACAGUGCUACAGUGUGUGAGCCAUCGCCCUGUUAACGGUGUCAUGGCGGUUUGAGUUGUUGAAAUAUUUUUUUUUUGCAAUAACUUCCAAGUUUAUGUGCUUUAUAACGAACUGAAUAUUGAUUACGGUCAAUAAAAUCACGCGACACAAAAUAGAAAAUAAUGCGCGAAUACAAAAUAGUAGUGUUAGGUAGCGGAGGCGUGGGAAAGUCCGCCCUCACAGUACAGUUCGUACAAGGCAUCUUCGUGGAGAAAUACGAUCCCACAAUCGAGGACAGCUAUCGGAAACAAGUGGAGGUCGAUGGGCAACAGUGCAUGCUCGAAAUCCUUGACACGGCGGGAACGGAACAGUUCACGGCGAUGCGUGAUUUGUAUAUGAAGAAUGGGCAGGGAUUCGUGUUAGUAUAUUCUAUCACGGCACAAUCGACGUUCAACGAUCUGCAGGACCUGCGGGAACAGAUCCUACGAGUGAAGGACAAGGACGACGUGCCAAUGGUGCUGGUGGGCAACAAGUGCGACCUGGAGGCCGAACGUGUCGUGGGAAAGGAGCAGGGACACAACCUCUCGCGCCAGUUCCAAUCGUGCGCCUUCAUGGAGACCUCCGCGAAAGCCAAGAUCAACGUGAACGACGUGUUCUAUGACCUAGUACGACAAAUCAACAAGAAAUCUCCUGGCCCGCCGGGGAAGACCACUAAGAAAUCUGUUAAGUGUACUCUCUUGUAAGGCUUUGAGUACCUGGAGCCUCCAACGCAACUAGGUAUAAAACAUUUAAUAAUUUGAAAGACUUCUCGAACCUAAAUUUGGCUCUUGUGGUUCCGAAAGUUAACUAAGCUGGGUGGGUCGAGUGUUGUUACUUGGUUGCCUAUAGCAUUUUAAAUGUGCAUUUGUUGAGCUAUAACAUGACCAGUGCUAUAGCUGAGUGGAAAAUGCACAGAAUAUAGCAAAAUUAAUACAAACUCCUAUCCUGUAAAUGUGUAGUUACACUUUUUGAUCUAUGUAAAUUAGGACAAGUAUUCAAAUAGAUUCUGUAUGUUUCACUCUAGAAAAUUCCAAUCGUAAUGUGUGGAUGCUGAUAGGUUCAGAAGUUAACAAGUCUAGUGCUGUUAUUCCAUUAACCAGUGCGCUAAUCAUGCUGCUGGGGAGUUCAUGCUGAUCACAAUCCAUAACAAUUAUUAUUAUUAUUAUCCUGCCAGAAUAGAUACAAGGAUUUCUAUCAAGGAGUAAGAAGUUUAAAGCAUCUGCUUCCUUUUUAAUAGGUUUAUCCAUUGAUUCUUUCUUUUGAGGUCUUUGUUCUCUCCUGAUUGUACCCCUAUUAACCCUUUUCCAGGCAUACGAUUAUGGACCACAUAUGUGUCAAUUUAAUUUCAACCUUAACAAUCCGUUGUAGGUUUCAAAUUAAAUUGGUCUUUCGAGUAAUGUGACUUGUUUCAAAUGAAUCACCAAAAUGUAACUAUUUGGAUUAUAUUUUGAUCUGUUAGGAAAACCUUCUAGAUUGGUACAACCCGGAAAAAGGUUAAUCUUACCAUGUAUACAUGGUACAUGGUUUUUUUUACAAUCAUUUAACAUUAGAAUUUAACAUGCACUCCUCAGCAGGUUGAAUUUAUAAUCUCAAUUUGGUCAAUAUUCUUUCAUAGAAUAGAAUGAAUUUUGUCAAAUUAAGUGUGCUUUAAAUUUGCAAAUCAUGCUAUGUGCAGACAGUCUAGUCUCGUCAAUGACAAUAAACAGGAAAAGCUACAAUGGCCUGUAUUUGCCAUAAGAUAAACACUCAUGGGCAUUCACAUUGUAAUAUAGUACAGGCACAUGUUUUAUUAUUUAAUUACGAGUUUGGUAGACUUGUGGGCAUAAGUGUAAAUGGAUUAACAUCUUAAUAGCAAUAAUAAGUGCCACAUAUUAGUGAAAAUUGGUCAUAAGUAUGCCUCACUGUCUGGACCUAGCAUAUAGUAUAACAUAAUUUCUAGAAUAUUGUUCUAAUAGUACUGAGUAAAAUAACAAAUGGAGCCUGACUUCUGAACGGCUAGGUGAUGUGAGCCAGGCUAUGAGGGGCUGGGACAGCCCACAGGCCUGAACCAGUGUGUAAUGUUUAAAUAAUUAAGGAUACAUUAAAUUUUUCAGAUAUAUUAUUGUCUUGUUAUAUAAUUCAAAUGUAUCGAAGGAAAAGUUGAAGUGACACUAUGCAGAGUUGGUGACUGGAACAAAUAUUAGUGAGCCUUAGUGAGCACGCGGCCCUGCCGCACUGCUAGAUCUAUAACCCCUUGCUCUAAGAAAUUGAACUCUAAAAUUAUUCGUUAUGGAAGAUGGGAUAAAGUUUUAUGAUUACCAGCUCAUUUAAAUGUAAUUACCGACCUAUGUUUUGCUUCUAUGGAACUUUGUUAAACAUACUAAUUAUAGGUGUUCAAAUAUUGUUACGGAAUUAGAUGUUUCCUCCAUUCUCAUUUCUUUACAUUUAAGGUUACUGCACAAGGAUAUUGGUAAUGACUUCGAUCUGAGUUGAAUUAUAUUUUUUAUAUAUAUUGUGCAAAUUAAGAACUUGUAUAUUUUUAUCUUUUCAAUCAAUAAUCGACUUGUACAAUAACUAUUAAUUUCUUUUUUUGCAAAUUUAUCAAUAAAACCGAUUUUAAAUUUA
Molecule: messenger RNA, 2638 nt
Organism: Cydia strobilella
Lineage: Eukaryota; Metazoa; Arthropoda; Insecta; Lepidoptera; Tortricidae
Gene: Rap1
Product: ras-related protein Rap-1b
Exons: 1
Coding region: 178-738 (186 amino acids)
Biological process (GO): negative regulation of synaptic vesicle exocytosis; cellular response to cAMP; Rap protein signal transduction
Cellular component (GO): plasma membrane
Molecular function (GO): GTPase activity; GDP binding; GTP binding
Source: RefSeq, a predicted model, not a curated record